Messenger RNA from Neohortaea acidophila, 1611 nucleotides. RefSeq names its product TAFII55 protein conserved region-domain-containing protein. Gene Ontology annotation, biological process: RNA polymerase II preinitiation complex assembly; transcription initiation at RNA polymerase II promoter. Gene Ontology annotation, cellular component: transcription factor TFIID complex. Gene Ontology annotation, molecular function: RNA polymerase II general transcription initiation factor activity. The annotation marks the transcript as partial. NCBI's taxonomy places the organism in Eukaryota, Fungi, Ascomycota, Dothideomycetes, Mycosphaerellales, Teratosphaeriaceae. The transcript is spliced from 2 exons. The record is from RefSeq and is a predicted model, not a curated record.
CACUCACCAACCGGAGCCCUCACCCGCGCUCCUCACCAGCGGAUACACGCACCCUCACACACCGAUGCCACCGCCUCUAACCUCGUAACACAUGUCACCAUGUCCGCCAAAUUGAAACUCAACACCACUGGCAAGGCCAGCUCUCCAACCCCGAGCGCCGCCAGUGCAACCGCAACUCCAGCAUCAGGCAGCGGCUUCAAACUCAAGCUCCACGCCUCCCAGCCUCCGACCCCAGCAACAGAGACCCCCGUCUCAGCCGGCCCAGCGAAGAGCGGCAAAGCAGCAGCUGGGAAGAAGCGCGCAGCAAACGACGACACCAUCUCCCCCGCUCCCAAACGCCCCAACAAGAAGCAAGGCACAGGCCCUUCCCUGGCUCGCAAGAUCUCCAUCAAACUCGGCCCGGGUCCAAGUGCUGCUGCGGCACCCGUCCCGUCCACCCGCGGCAUUAUCAAACUGCCCCUCAAGAAGAAAUCCGCCGCAUCGCAGCCCAAAGUGCGCGGUAUCAUCGUCCGAAACAACCACCCUCCCCCUCGCAUUCCCGGCCAUGGAUACGACAGCGAAGACAGUGAUGCAGAGGAAGACCCGGCCGUCCAACAAGCCUUCAUCCUCCGCAUGGAACCGGGUGAAGACUGCGAAUACAUCCGGGAGGCGAUUGCGAAUGGCAAGAUCGGCCUGCCACCCGACCAAAACCCCGCUGCGGUGUCGUUACGCUUCCUUGAUAAGGACUAUAGGCGAGCCAUCGUCAACGUACGCGGAAGAAUGUAUGCGGCGGCGAUGGUCGAUCUACCGUGCGUUGUAGAGACGAUGAAGAGCUGGGAUCGGAAGGGCUGGUGGAAGGUAGCGGACGUGUGCCAGAUGCUUCUCGUCCUGGGGCCUGUCGCGAAUGAGGAGCAAGCUAAAAAGCACGCGCUGCCCCGCGAAGUGGAUCCGGAAACGAUGCAGUACGCCCACGGCCUGACGCCUCCCAUGAAAUACGUGCGAAAGCGAAGAUUCAGGAAACGCCUCAGCUACAAAACAAUUGCGAACGUAGAAGAAGAAGUCGAGCGCCUGCUGAAAGAAGACGAACUCGCCGAGCUCAACGGCGGCGAAGUCACACUGGAAUACAUCGACCGCUCGGACCUCGAGCGCGGCGCAGACCGCGACACGCCCAUGUUCGAAGACGAAGAAGGCAACGCCAUCGAGACCGCCAUGUUCGACGAAGACGCCAAAGCCUCCGCCACCCCCGUCGCCGCAGACCUCAUCUCCGACUCCCCCGCUCCCAUCGCAGACCAAGCCGCGUCUUUCUCCGCCGUAAAAAACGCCGUCAACGGUGCAGCCGGCCUCGCAGCCGGCGCCGACGCGCAAACUUCCGAUGAAGACGCGCCCGCCUCAUCGGAUGAAGACGACGACGACGACGAAAGCGACGCCGACUCCCCGGACGUCAUGGACGAGGACGCCGCCGCGGCCGCCGCAGAGCGCAAUCAGCAAAUGCAAGAGGUCGCGGAUCUGGAGAAGGAGGUUGAGGCGCAGCGGGUGAAGGUGAGCAAUACGACGAACCAGUUGUUGAAGCAGCGCGCUGUGGCGCAAUUGCGGGCUUUGGAGGAGGAUUUGCGGGUGAAGAGGGAUGUGCUG